GAGGAAGAACAUGGUGGCUGGGGCCAGAGAUAGGCCAGCACUGGUGCACAGCGCCACUCACACUUGCGCAUUGUUCCGUGUCCAGCUGUGCCUUGUGCCUCUGGGCUGAGAUGACGACAAACCAGUGUGUGGGUGGAGAGAGAGAAAUGAAAAAAGAGGGGGUCUCUGACUUCCAGAACAGUAUUCUUCAUCACUUUCCUUUAUCUCCUUGCGAGGUCAAUGUAUGGCGCCUGAGACCCUGGACCUUGCCUGGAAAACUACAAUUCCCAAGAUGCAGUGGUGCAGGUGGGCAGGCAACUGGAAAUCACACCUGCCAGGAAAGUCCUCUGGUCCGGAGCAGGACGACUCCUUCGACUUCCUCUUUAAGAUCAUCCUGGUGGGAGACUCAGACGUGGGGAAGACCUGCGUGGUCCAGAGCUUUAAGUCUGGUGUCUUCAUGGAGAAACAGCAAAACACUAUCGGGGUGGACUUCACCGUACGAACCAUGGACAUUGAUGGCAGGAAGGUCAAGCUGCAGGUGUGGGACACGGCUGGACAGGAGCGUUUCCGCACAAUCACCCAGAGCUAUUACCGCAGCGCCCAUGGCGCUAUAGUGGCCUAUGACAUCACACGGCGUCCAACUUUUGAAUCUGUGACACACUGGAUCCAGGAAGUGGAGCAGUACGGGGCUGCGAGCGUUGUUCUCAUCCUCAUUGGGAACAAGUCGGAUCUGCAGUCGGAGAGACAAGUGCUGUUUGAGGAUGCCUGUACUCUGGCUGAGGGGAAGGGUGCGCUGGCUGCCUUGGAAACCUCGGCCAAGGAGGCCCAGAAUGUGGAGGCAGCCUUCGUGCUGAUGGCCCGGGAGCUGAUGGUUAGGAACGGCCUGACCAUCACAGACGAACACUCACAGGCCUCCCCACACUUCCCAAACUCCCAUCCUAUCCAUGGCUCCGAUUCCACGGACAGGAAAUCAUGUUGUUGAGAGAAUUGAUGGGCAAGGUGGACAAGAGGUUGUUGUGCUGAUGGUCCUGAUAAUGAUAUAAUUAACCUAUAGAUAAACUAUAACUGUCUGGAAUCAACGUUGCCACAAAGCCUGAUAGUUUUAGACUGCCACAUCUAAAGGUGCUGUCAAGAAGCGUGUUGGGAUAGAGGCUAGGGGUUAGGGAUGUGUGUGUCUACUAUAUUGUGCGUUGGUGGGGAUGGAAUAGAUACAAGUAAUGUAGUGAUGAUUGAGACUAUCACUGCCACUGAAAAGUCCCACUCCAGCGUAACCAGUAUUUAAUAACAAAAAGUGGUAAAAGUAUCCUCUGGCCACCUGUGGUCUAUUGUAUGUGGCAAAAUGACUGGUUUCAAUGAACACUCCUAUUGUUUGAUCUUUUACCUUUAAAAAAAAAAAAGUGUCCUCCAGCUUUUCAAAUAUAGUGUUGCAUUGACAAUU
Messenger RNA from Salmo salar (Atlantic salmon), 1417 nucleotides. RefSeq names its product RAB19, member RAS oncogene family (gene rab19). Gene Ontology annotation, molecular function: GTPase activity; GTP binding. The record is from RefSeq and is a predicted model, not a curated record. NCBI's taxonomy places the organism in Eukaryota, Metazoa, Chordata, Actinopteri, Salmoniformes, Salmonidae.